AUGGAUAACUUUAAAAGGAAACAAAAAGAGAAUGAUUCAAUCAACAUUGUACAUAACCACGAUCAUUUUCAAAGACAAGAGAUUGAAAAACUAACAAGAAUAUUAAACAAUAACAACUUAUCAAGACAUAUUGGUAACAAUAAUGAUUUGAUUGUAAAGUUGAUCAAACAUUAUUUAGCGAUUGAAGAGAGCACCGACGUGGAAUUGGCUCAGUGCGAGCAAUGGUUGAAAAGAUUAAGAUCUUCGUCAUCCUACUCUAAAGAGACUAAUUUGGAUCGAGAACUCACUCUAGAGUUGUUAAUCAAACAAAAGGCAUACACCGAUGCUCAAACAAAGGUCAUCGAUUACAUCCAAAGUCAUCCCGAUCAUUUAAAGUUUACUAUUCUCUAUAUCAACAUUUUAUCAUUACAAGAAAAUUAUCAAGAAUUAUUUUCAGUUAUUAAAGGAGAUAAAACUACUUCUUCUACUACAACAAAUAUAAGUGUUAGAUUUGAUAGAGUGGUUGAAUAUUGGGAACAUAUAUAUCAUACAUUACAAUCAUUGUGGACACAUAGAUUGAAAUCAAAGUUUAAACAGGCUAGUAUGAAAAACAGUCAAUUCCGUAGUUUCUUGGAUGAUACUAUUGGAUUUGAACCAUUUCAAUUGUUGAUUGUCGAAUCGUCGGAUCGAGUGGUCAGACUAUUACUCGCACAGUUGGACAAGACACCAGUCAGCGAUACGAUGAUUUCAUGUAUCUCUGAACAAGUCAAAGAGUUACAAAAUGCAAUUGCAAAGACUGAAUCUAUCAUUUCAGUCUAUCAAAGUCAUCAACCAAAGAAAACUAAUGGUAACAGUUUGGAUGCAUCUGACCAAACCAAAGAAAGAAUCAAUCAAUUGAAAUCAAAAUACUCUUAUUAUUUGGGUAUAAUGAAAGAUUUUCAAGUUUUCAAUCAAAUUCAUGAUAUUAGAGAAGGUUAUCCUUUUAUAAAUUAUGUUGAAGCAUUACAAGUUUCAAAAAGUAUGUCAAUAGAAUCAAAUAGAAUUUAUUCAGAAGUUACCAAACAAUUGGUUUAUUCACUUGGUCAUCCUGGUCAUCUUGACUUGUUUAAAAAGUAUCUUGAAAAUAAUGAUGAUUUGAUCAAAAAGAAUGAAUACUUUGUAGAGCUUGGUAAAACAAAGAAAUCGUCAUCAUCAUCAUCGACAGGGAAGCUAGAGAACCGAUUGAUUAGCGACAUGGAAAGAAAUGACUUUGAACUAACGAGUCAAUGCAAGUCUGAUAUUGCUCGGUUCAUUGUCAACAGUCUCUGGUAUAUCAGACACUCCAACUAUCAAAACUACUCUAUCCUUGUACAAUGGGCAACCAAGCUAUUUUCAGGGUUCAUAGAUAGACUCAAUCGUCAACAGCAACAGGGCAAAAAGAGUGAAAUCACAUUACUUCAUGUUAUUGUUUAUUGUUUGAAUAUGGUCUAUGAAGUGGACGAGGUUGCAAAACAAAGUGUUCAAUUGGCAACCACCAACCUUAGAGUAUUUGUUGAUCAACAUACUCUAUGGUCUCUCCACUAUCACAAUCGAUCAACUUUAAAUCAAAAAAUUUGGGAUUCUAUCUUAUUCUAUACAAACGAUCAAUCAUCAUCAUCAUCAACAAUAGAUGAAGAGAUUAAUAAUAAUAAUAAUGGAAAGACAAAUCAACAAAAUGAAAUGAUUAAAGAUUAUCAAAAAAGAUUCCAACAACAACAAAAUCAACCAUCGUCUUCGUCAUCUAGUACAACAACAACAAAAAUAUUAGUAACAAAACCAAAAGAUAUAUUAUCAUUAUCAACAUUACAUCAAGAAUUAAAAAAUAUGUUGCUUGGUGCCGAUGGAUUGAAUCAACAGAUAUCCUAUAAAAUUGCACAUGUAUUGCCAGACAUUUACAACCAACUUUUGCCAUCGAAUCCACAACUUCGAGAGAUCAACAUCAACACGCUUCAAAUCAAAUAUUACACUCACUCGUCUCAAUACCCAAGACACUCGCCUUCAGUCAUUGACAAGAUCAACAAUUCACUUGGACUUUUAUACCAAGAAAGACGUUCCUACAAACUAGCCCUCUCUCAUUUCCUAAAGGUCGAUACUCCCAACAGUAAUUUACAAACUUCAAUCAUUUGUCGUGACAUUAUAAAUAAUAAUUCUGAAAACCCAUCAUAUUCUAAAGAUUUAUUAUAUUCUUUGGUAAAUAGAAUGGCACAGUCACUUGAUAAAUGUCAAAACUAUAAUUUGGCUCAAAUUGAGGCAUCUGGUAUUGACUUUUCAGAAUACUUUUCUCAUGUACAUGAUUUGGAAAGAGAGUUGGUAGAGUUGCAAGAAAAGUAUGGUGCUGUUGAUUUGAUGGCUUCAGCCAUCCACGGUAAUGGUAGUACUGGUAGUCAUUUUUUCCCAACACCCUCAAAAUCAAUUUCGGGUUCAAUGAUGCUAGAGUUGCCAUCACCCAUGAAAACUCCUCUCAAAACUCUUACUAUGGGAGGAGACCACACAUCUACAAACAAAAAUAAUAAUAAUAAUAAUAGUUCAAUGAUGUCAUCACUGAUAUCAUCUCCAUAUCAACAACCUGGUACAAACAGAUUGUUUAAUUCAACAACAUCAACAUCAACAUCAGCUUCACCAUCAUUCACUCCAUUGGAAACGUCUGAUUUAAUUUCAAUCAACAAUAAGACUGAAACCCUUAGUCUAAGUCAACUACAAUCACCACAACAACCAUCACCAGCACUAGACUCAUCCAAAUUACAUCAAAGUUUCAAGGAUCGACAAAACAAGAGAAGAAGUCUUUUAGACUCUGUUAGAAACAAGAUUAAUGAUUUGUCACUCGAAGAUAUAGUUAAAACACCUCCAACUCCAUCUUAUGAAAUAACAGAUAAAUCAAUUAUUACCUCUCCAUCAACUUCAUCUCCAUCAUUUGGAGGUAUUAGUUUUGGUAGUGCUCCAUCAACAACAACAACCAAUGCUUUGGAUAAACCACCUACCCCAACAUUAUUUGGAUCAUCUAUCUCUAAACCAGCAGCAGCUACAACUUUACCAUCUUUUGGUACUGCACCCGCUAGUAGUAACAAUACAACUAUAUUCCCAUUCUCAACUGGAUCCACUUCAACCACAGAAUCCCAGUCAUCUGGAAAGUGGAAGUGCCCAUGUUGUGAUGAACAAAAUGAUGACAUUGCUAAAAGAUGCAAGAUGUGCGAUAUCAACAAACCAACACCCAAGGCAAUCACAACUCCCGCUGCUCCUUCCUCUACAUCAACACCAGCAAUUUCAUUUGGAUCUUCAACUCCAGUCACAUUUGGUUCAUCCACUCCAUUAAAGGUUGAGGAUACUAAACCUGCUUCAAUCUUUGGAUCGACUCCAUCGGCACCAUCUGGAACAUCUAUUUUUGGAUCAACUCCAUUAUCAACUGGUACAACAACAUUCCCAUUCGGUACACCAACAACAUCUAGCAAUACCACCUUCCCAUUUGGUACUUCUACUACUAGUACUCCAGCUGCUUCAGCUGCAGCUGCACCAGGUAAAUGGAAAUGUGCAUGUUGUGAUACACAAAAUGAUGAUAGUGCUAAAAGAUGCUCUAUUUGUGAUGUUUCCAAACCAACACCCAAAGCAACAGCCGCUACAUCUGCACCUGCACCAGUACCAGUAUCAGCUCCAACCAUUUCGUUUGGAUCUUCAACUCCAGUUACAUUUGGUUCAACCACUCCAUUAAAGGUUGAAGAUACUAAACCUGCUUCAAUCUUUGGAUCGACUCCAUCAUCUGGAACAUCUAUUUUUGGAUCAACUCCAUUAUCAACUGGUACAACAACAUUCCCAUUCGGUACACCAUCAACAACAUCUAGCAAUACCACCUUCCCAUUUGGUACUUCUAGUACACCAGCUGUUGCUUCUGCAGCCGCACCAGGUAAAUGGAAAUGUGCAUGUUGCGACGAACAAAAUGAUGAUAGUGCCAAAAAAUGCUUUGUUUGUGAAGUUCCCAAACCAACACCCAAAGGAACAACCGCUACAUCUGCACCUGCACCAGCACCAGUACCAGUUCCAACAAUUUCAUUUGGAUCUAGCUCACCUAUUUCCUUUGGAUCUUCAACUCCAGUCACAUUUGGUUCAUCCACUCCAUUAAAGGUUGAGGAUACUAAACCAGUUUCAAUCUUUGGAUCAGCUCCAUCGGCACCAUCGGGAACAUCUAUUUUUGGAUCAACUCCAUCUGGAACAUCUAUUUUCGGAUCAACUCCACCAUCAACUGGUACAACAACAUUCCCAUUCGGUACACCAUCAACAACAUCUAGUAACACCACCUUCCCAUUUGGUACUUCUACUACUAGUACUCCAGCUGCCUCUGCUGCUGCAGCACCAGGUAAAUGGAAAUGUGCAUGUUGUGAUACACAAAACGAUGAUAGCGCUAAAAGAUGCUCUAUUUGUGAUGUUUCCAAACCAGCACCCAAAGGAACAACCGCUGCAUCUACACCAGCACCAGCACAAGCUCCAACAAUUUCAUUUGGACCUUCAACACCAAAGGAGGCAGUUCCACCCAAGUUGGAGGAAAAGAAGGUUGAAGUCCCUGUCGCUGCUCAAGCCCCUGCUCCAAUUAAAAAGGAAGAGGAAGCCAAAACACAACUCCCAAAUUUAUUUGGAACAAGUGCAGGAACCUCACUUUUUGGAGCAAGUGGAGGAGGAUCCUCACUCUUUGGUGCAUCUACUCUUAACACUUCGUUGUUUGGUCCCAAUGCAAUCACAUCUUUUGUCCUUGAUCCUGCAACAAAAUCUGCUAAAUCAAACAAACCAAAACCAGAAGAGAUUAUCGAUAGUGAAGACAGUGACCAAGAUGAAGAAGAAGAAGAGGAAGAUGAAGACGAUUACGAGGAAGAAGAAGAGGAGGAAGGAGAAGAAGUUGAUCAACCACAAGAAGAUGGUGAAGAAGUAGAAGAAGAAGAAGAAGAAGAUUACGAGGAAGAUGAAGAUGAAGAGGAAUCUGAUGAACCAGAGGAAGAAAAACGUGCUGAUGGACCGGAGAGACCAAAGCCUACAUUCCAAUUUGGUUCAUUUGGUGGCGAUGUGUCCUCAACUCCAACUGUGACUACCGUCACAAAUCCACCACCACCACAAGCCCCAAUAGGUUCGAUUUUUGGUGCUGCACCAAACCAAACCUCAUCUAUUUUUGGAUCAAAUCCAUCUGCCCCACAACCAACAUCAAUCUUUGGUAAGCCAACCGGAUCUAUCUUUGGUCAGCAGUCCACUACUGCACCUGCCCCAACUGGCUCAAUCUUUGGUCAAACAUCCACGACCUCACCUACUCCAACUGGAUCAAUCUUUGGUCAAUCAUCUACUACUGCUCCUGCUCCAACUGCAACAGUAUUUGGAUCAGCACAAACUUCCACAUCUAGCUCAUCCAUUUUUGGAUCAAACCCACUUGCAACAAACGCCACAUCAAUCUUUGGCGCCAAGUCAACUGGGUCGAUUUUCGGACAACCAUCAACCUCAAUCUUUGGUACUCCAUCCACCUCCAACCUUGGUACUUCUUCAACUCCAUCAUUGUUUGGUACACCACCACCAAAAGAUGAAGAGAAACCAAGGGUCCAAGAAAUUGUAGAAGAUGAUGAAGAAGAAGAACAAGAGGAAGAUCAAGAUACUGAAGAUGAUGAACAAGAACAAGAAGAUGAAGAUGAAUACCAAGAUGAAGACGAAGAAGAUCAAUAUGAGGAUGAAGAUGAGGAGGAAGAAUCUGAGGAAUCUGAUGAACCAGAGGAAGAAUCUGAGGAAUCUGAUGAACCAGAGGAAGAAUCUGAGGAAUCUGAUGAACCAGAGGAAGAAUCUGAGGAAUCUGAUGAACCAGAGGAAGAAUCUGAGGAAUCUGAUGAACCAGAGGAAGAAAAACGUGCUGAUGGACCAGAGAGACCAAAGCCUACAUUCCAAUUUGGUUCAUUUGGUGGCCCAGCCGCAGCUGCUCCAACCACCUCAGCCGCUACUUCAAAUGAUACUUCCUCUUCCGUAUCUAUAUUUAGUCAAAAGCCAACUUCAGUGUUUGGUUCUACUCCAACCAAUUCUGUUUUUGGAUCAACUUCAUCUGUAUUUGGUACCGCUUCAUCGACACCAGCUGCCUCUACUAGUACAUCUGUAUUUGGCUCAACUUCAUCUGUAUUUGGUACCGCUUCAUCGACACCAGCUGCCUCUACUUCUAUUUUCGGUCAAAAGACCACUGUAGUCUCCCCAACCACCUCUGUAUUUGGUAGUACUUCAUCUGCACCCACUACAUCCAUUUUUGGUAGUACUUCAUCUGCACCAAGCACAUCCAUUUUUGGCUCCAAUCCCACCAACUCUGGAUCAAUCUUUGGAAAUGGUCAAUCGAUCUUUGCACAACCACCAUCCCCUUCCACUCCAUCCAUCUUUGGAGGAUCUCCCUCUGCCCUUGCAACUGCCUCUACUCCAUCAUUAUUUGCCGCAAAGGAAGAAACUAAAGUCGAAGAAACAAAGGUAGAAGAAACAAAGGAAAGCACCACAGUUGAACAAGAAAAGCCAAAGGAAGAAGCUCCAUUAAGAAAGUGGGCACAAAAAAGAAAUGAAACUACUAGAUAUGAAAGUGGAACCUUUUCAAGAAAGACUUCAACUACAUCAUUAACAGGAUCAACUGACUCAACACCAAAGGUUGUUGAAGAAGAACCAAAAAAAGAAGAACAAGUAGUAGUCGUAGAAGAACCAAAGAAAGAACAAGAACAACCAACCCCUCUUGCUCCUUCAUCUUCAUCAUCAUCGUCAUUGGAAAAGAUGGAUUCAUUGGGUACUUCUAUGAUCUCUACUUCUACUACCUCUAUUGGUAAAGAUGAUGAUGAUGAUAAUAGUAGUGAUGAUGAUUCUGCUGCCCCAGCCACAUCAGUCCAAACAUCAAAUCAACCAAUUGUAUUUGCUCAAUCUAGUUUUUCAUUCAAAACUGCAGGAAGCAAUGAACAAAAACCAUCUGCAUGGGGUGCAUCCAGUGGCUCAAGCAGCUGGCUUAGUUCCGAUAGCUCUGUCAAAUCAACACCAUCCAUCUUUGGUGCAUCCUCCACAUUUGGAUCAACUCAAUCACCACUCUUUGGAGUUAGCUCAUCUGCCCCAGCAUUACCACAACAAAAACAAGAUAAUGUAGCUUCCAAAUUUGCUUCACCAAAGGAAGGAUAUGUAUUUGGAGGAGGCUUUAAGAAACCAGAAGAACCUAAAAAGGUAGAAGUUGAAAAGCCAAAGGAGGAGGAGAAACAAGCUGCUGACCAGACCAAGCCAGCAGAUGAAGCUUUGGAUAAUCAAAAGGAACUUGAAGCCCUCGAACAACAAGUAUUGGAAAAGGAAAAGGAAAUUGAAGCAAAGAAAAAAGAAAAAGAGUUACAAGACAAGAAAGAAGAAGAAGAAGAAGAACCUGUUCCAAUUGUUGAAGAAAAGAAGGAAGAAGAAUCUGCUCCAAUCGUUGAAGAAAAGAAAGAGGAAGAAGAACCUGUUCCAAUUGUUGAAGAAAAGAAAGAGGAAGAACCUGUUCCAAUCGUUGAAGACAAGAAAGAGGAGGAACCUGCCCCAAUUGUCGAAGAAAAGAAAGAGGAAGAACCUUUUCCAAUCGUUGAAGACAAGAAAGAGGAAGAAGAACCUGCUCCAAUCAUCGGAGAAAAGAAAGAGGAAGAAUCUGUUCCAAUUGUUGAAGACAAGAAAGCGGAAGAACCUGUUCCAAUUGUCGAAGACAAGAAAGAGGAAGAACCUGCUCCCGUUGUUGAAGACAAGAAGGCCGAAGAGCCUGCUCCAAUUGUUGAAGACAAGAAAGAGGAAGAACCUGCUCCCGUUGUUGAAGACAAGAAAGAGGAGGAGCCUGCUCCAGUAGUCGAAGAACCUGCUCCAAUUGUUGAAGACAAGAAGGAUGAAGAGCCUGCUCCAAUCGUUGAAGACAAGAAAGAGGAAGAACCUGCUCCAAUCGUUGAAGAAAAGAAAGAGGAAGAAGAACCUGCUCCAAUCGUCGAAGAAAAGAAAGAGGAAUCUGCUCCAAUUGUCGAAGACAAGAAAGAGGAAGAACCUGCCCCAAUUGUUGAAGACAAGAAAGAGGAAUCCGCUCCAAUUGUCGAAGACAAGAAAGAGGAAGAACCUGCACCCGUUGUUGAAGAACGUGUUCCAAUCGCCGAAGACAAGAAAGAGGAGGUAGCCUUUGUUGGAGACAACAACAACCAAGAUGAUGAUUUUGUAAUCAUCUCCCAACAAAAGGAACAAGUCGAAACUGAUCAAGAUAUUAGAGAAGAGAUGGAACAAGAAAAACCAUUGGACCAGAUCAAGGAAGAGGAGAAAAUCAAAGAGGCUGCUGCCAAGGAAACUGCAGAGGAAGAAGCACAAGAUGAAAUCCAAGCCGAAGAGGAACAAGAAAUUUUGGACAGAAUUGCCACCGAACAAGAAGAAGAAAAACUAGAUGAAAGUAGCAUUGAAGAUUUAUCCUCGUCUCAAGGUAGUACAAUUGAAAACGAAGUUGACAUUCCAAAAGAAGAUGAAGAUGAUGAAGAUGAAUCAACUCAAGAAGGAAGUGUCAUUGAUCAUGGUGAAGAUGUUCAACAAAUCGAAUCAUCUCCAGAACUUGCCCCAAGAAGAGGAUCAAUCGUUAAAUUCAAUACCUCUUUGAAUACCACCCACAGUUAUGAUUUGGCAAGUGAUAGUGAUGAUGAAGAAGAGGAUGAAGAUGAAGAAGAAGAAGAAGACUAUGAUGAAGAUGGUGACGAUGAAGAUUAUGAUGAAGAUAUCUAUCAAGUUGACGACGAUUCUGAUGAACAAGAUGGUGACGAUGAAAAUAUUGAUGACGCUAUCUAUAGACCUCUUGAUGCAUAUGGAAAUGUGACCAAAACUGAUAAAGAUCAAGAAUUGGAACAACAAGAAAAAGAACAAGAAAAAGAAGAAAAGGUCAAUCAACAAGAAAAAGUUGGUGAAGAUGAUAAGAUGAAGGUUAUAAGUACCGUAAGUUCACUCACUCAUACGCCACCAUUAGGAGUUGGUGAUGCAUUAGGAUUUAUCUCACAACAACAUCAUCACGAAAAGAGAAAACAAAGAAUUUUGGAUCACCUCAACAAAUCCAUGGAAGAUAAUGAAGAUCAAGAUUCAAUUGUACAAGAGGAAAGACCAGCAGAAUCAAGCAACAAUAAUAAUUGUGUAUUUGACAUGUCAACAAUGAAUGAACUCUCUAAAAUGUCUGAAGAAUCAAGAAGUGCACUCUUACCAACAUCAACCUCUCAAAGUGAUAUUGAUGAUAAUAGUAGUGAUGAAGAACCAACUACUACCGUCUCAUCGUCAACUGAACCAACCACAAUCGAAUUUAACAAACCAUCAUUUUCAUUUGGUGGUGAUUCCACCACCUCUUCUACACUUGGAAAUGGAUCAUCCAUCUUUGCAGCAAACAAAGGUACUAGCUGGAUUCAAGAUCCCUCUCAACCACCCACCACCAAUCAAGUGUCAUCAGACUCUAAUCAACCAUCAACCACUCCAGUAGUAUUUGGACAAACCAGCAAUCUUUCCACUACAACUAAUAAUGAUAAUGAACCAAAAUCACCAACCUUUACAAUUCCACAAGGAGGAAGUUAUAUAUUUGGAUCAAAUACAAAGAAUUAA
Molecule: messenger RNA, 9579 nt
Organism: Cavenderia fasciculata
Lineage: Eukaryota; Evosea; Eumycetozoa; Acytosteliales; Cavenderiaceae
Exons: 7
Coding region: 1-9579 (3192 amino acids)
Source: RefSeq, a predicted model, not a curated record